Messenger RNA from Rodentolepis nana, 357 nucleotides. NCBI's taxonomy places the organism in Eukaryota, Metazoa, Platyhelminthes, Cestoda, Cyclophyllidea, Hymenolepididae. The record is from the annotation of a GenBank genome assembly.
AUGUUGCUCACCGCCUGGGUCUGUUCAUGCGAUUUGGUGUAUCCACUCUUCCUCCCAACCGCUCCAUCCAAUGCCCCAUUCUCAUCUACACACCCAUCAGAUACUAGCUCCCAUGUGGAAGCCCAAGACGGUGUCGAUGAAGAAGGAAGGGGAGGAGAAGAAGAAGAAGAAAAGGAGGAGGAGGAGGAGGAGGAGGAGGAGGGGAAAGUGGAUGAUGAUAAAGUGGUCGAAGAAGAUGAAUAUGUAGAAGAAGCUAAUAAUGAUGAUGAUGAUGGUGAUGAGGAUGAGGGUGGUGCAGGUGGUGGUGGUGGCGGUGGUGGAGGUGGUGGUGGUGAAGAAGAAGAAGAAGAAGAAUAG